Molecule: messenger RNA, 1675 nt
Organism: Brassica napus (rape)
Lineage: Eukaryota; Viridiplantae; Streptophyta; Magnoliopsida; Brassicales; Brassicaceae
Exons: 7
Coding region: 1014-1520 (168 amino acids)
Biological process (GO): protein deubiquitination
Molecular function (GO): cysteine-type deubiquitinase activity
Source: RefSeq, a predicted model, not a curated record
UAAAUAUUAUUUUAAUGUCUUUUGAAAGGAUUGUCCAAAUAUAAAUUGUAUUAUUAAUAAAUACACCCUUUUUUGGUCAGAUAGUUUGUUUUUGUUAAUCGGUCCAAUUUUAUUCACAGGUCACAAGACCCGAUAGAUCUGAUCUAUAGCACAGCUUCUAUCAAAUUUUUGGCGCUCAUUUGAUAAUGAAUUAUGACGUGGCACUCACGUGGACAAACUAACCGACUCUGACGACGCUAGAAUCCUUUCGUCUUCUUCUCUUCAACAGCUUCCCCCCCAUUUUCUCUGUGUCUCUCUCUGUUUUUCUUUUUCUUUUUUCUCGAGAAACUCUUACCGUUAGAAAGAAAAGCGCCAUUAUUGUUUCCCUCCAUUGUUCAACAAUAAACAACCCUGAUCUUUGAGACGGAGCAAUCAAAGGUUCAAGAAGCGGAGAAAAAGAAAGAAACUGAUCGAGAGCCGCCGAUGAAAGCAGAGGAACCAAACGCCGCAUGUGUGUCAGCUCUUCAUAUGAUACUCGAGUCUCUGAUGAGAACCACCAUGUUCUCAUGCGAUCUCUCGAUAACACUUUAUCCAGAAACACAUGAGAGAUUCAUACAAGACUACUUGGACCAGUUUUACCAUCUCUUUCUCGACAAACUAAGUCUUAUGGAAGAAAAUGGUGGUGUUUCUGAGAUUUUGAUAAACGUCUUGGAGAUUCUGCCUGGCUGGAACCGUCACUUAGGAUUCGAAGACCGGGUGAAAAUGAAGUGCACUAGAUGCAAGAUGGAUAUUCAAUAUCCACCACCACAACCUUCUUUUGGUAUACUCAUCAUUGCCAAUUCACUCAGAGAAACCAAGGCAUAGUCAUCUCUUCUUUUAUUUUUUUUAACCUUUUUUUUAUCUUUUUAAAGAGCACAAGAACACCAGUCUAUUCAUAAUAAUAAGAUUAUGGUUUUGGUUAUCAUCAUUCAUCACAGUCUGCAUUCGAGGAUUUUACGUUUGAGAGAAUCCUUAAAUUCAUCAAGAUCAACUCUAUGGUGCCUUGCAAAACGGAAGGAUGUGAGAAACUAAGCUACGUUGAUCAUAUUAUCCCUAUACUUCCUUCUGUUUUUACCAUUGCACUAGAGUGGGAGAACAAUGAGACUGGAGAAGAGAUACUUGCUACCACUUCUGUUCUCGCUACUGAAAUAGAUAUUAGUCAGAUUUACAAAUACGAAGGUGGAUCACCAGAGACCAAAUACAAUCUUGUGUCAAUGGUUUGCUCGCAUGGAGAUCAAUACGCUUGUGUUGCUUACUUUAACAAUCGAUGGGUCAUUUACUUUCCUUCUGAGCAACAAGUUAUAGGUGACUGGGAUAGUGUUAUCAACACUUUUAUACGACUGAAUAUGCGACCUGACAUUCUAUUUUUUGAAAACGAUAUGCAGAGGAAGCGGAUUGUGAACGCCCAGAUAAAUACACCAAGUGAUGUGAAAAAUACGUUUAUACAAAACUGGGACCAACUGCAAAAUUUUAUGUUUUCCCUUCAGCCUCAAUCCUCCUGAUUGGUAUGACGUAGUCACUGAAUAAAAGUACUAUUUUCUAAAUGCACAGCUUACUUCGGUUUGUUAUUAAGGAUACAGUGUGUUGUUAACGGAAGAUUUGUUUACUUUUCCCUCUGUGAGAUUGUAAUAUCUUCUAUCAAAUUUACCCUCUGUGA